GAGCUAGAUGAAGAAAGGAGGAAACUCAACGCUAAAACCAAACAGAUGGACUGCGCUUGUGGCCUGAAAAAAGAAAACGUUAAACUGAAAGAAGAAAUGCAAAUGAUAAAAAUGGAGUUUCACGAGCUUCGGCAGCGGAUACGAGACUUCGAGGAAGACCGAAGGAGACAGGAUGAAUGUAUUUGCUCAAUAAAAGCGGAGAAAAAAACGCUGGCAGAACAAAAUCAAUGUUUCCAAAAAGAACUUGAAGAGCUGCAGAAAAUGCCACGUGGUAGCUCCAUACUGCGCGACUGCAUAUGCGGGGUCAAGAAAGAGAACGUACAACUGAAACAAUGCAACGAAGCGCUACAGAAAGAAAUAGCUUCGCUUCACCAGAGUAUGAAAGAUUCUGGAGACAUGAACGCGGAGCGUUGUCCGCGAAACCAGCAACACUCUCACCGCUUGGUGUCGGAGCGGCACCGCGAGCUGCGCGGCUGCCGGGGCUGCCUGCUGGACCAGCUUGAUCACACCGCAGAAGUGCUGGAGGAGCGGUCCCGGCAGCUGGCGGCGGCGCGCACGCGGGUGCGGGACCAGGACAAGAUCAUCAAGGAGAUAGGGAACAGCCGGACCUGCAAGCAGGGCAUCACUGCGAAGCUGGAGUCUCUGUCGGAACUAAGGUCAGAUAAUCGAGACCUCGUCGAUGAAAAUAUGAAGCUAGAGAAUGAAAACGCAGAGUUGAGAACCAGACUAUGCAGAUUGGAGGAAGCAAUUGCGAAUAAAAAUAUUCACAUCACAGAAAAUGACCACAAUCCAAACGUAAAUCAGACCAACUGCAAAUGUGAUUUGAGGUCAGCCAACUUGAGACUGCAGGAAGAAAACGCCAAAUACGAGCUGGACAACUCGUCGCUGCGCUCGGCGCUGAGCCAGCUGGAGAGGACGGUGGCGGACUACGAGCAGCGGCUGUCCUGCCACCAGGAACAGGGAAGCAUCACUUCAGCGAUCCCACCACACUGGCUAGAGGGCGCAACGGUCCGGCGCAUGCGGCCCGGCCUGUGCGGGCAGGACUUCCGCCCGCGCGCGCUCGUGGCAUCCAUGCCACUGGACCAGGUGUUGGCGAGUGAUGACGUCACGCCGUGUGGUAGGGGGAGAUAUACCUUCGUGCAGAGCUUUAACGUGUUCAGCGCGGACACGCACACGCGAGUGGAGGAGUCGCCGCAGAGCAGCGAGGAGGCACUGCCCGAGACAUGGCCGGACCAGCCACACGACCGGGACGACUGUCUGUGCGAACUGAGGAAACUCAACGAGCGGCUCAUUCAGGAAAACGCUCAGUAUGAAGUGGACAACGCCGAGCUACACGUCACCGUCGCAGAACUAGAGAAACAACUACAGGAUAAUGUACAACUAGCCAGUUGCAAUUGUGAACUGAAGAAACUAAAUGAAGAGCUGAAGGAAGAAAAUAUGAAAUAUAAAGUUGAGAAUGACGGCCUCAGGAAGCAGAUGGCGGCGAUGGAGGGGACGAUAUCCAACUACGAGGACCACGUCCAGGACCUACAACGCAACUAUGAGGCGGAGAGAGAAGAGAUAAAGAAAGAGACUAUGGAGCUUGUAGAAGAAAACGCUAAGUUUGAAUGUGAGAAGGCGGCGCUGUGCGGAGAGGUGCGGCGUCUGGAGCAGUCGGUGGAAGCUCUGAAGCAGGAGUAUGAACAGAAACUACUGCUCAAGCAGGAAGAGUUGGAAUGCUUGAGUGGAAUCCAGGAGGCCAAUGAUCAGAUUAUCGAAGAAAACAAAACAUAUGCCGAAACGAUUCAUAAAUUAGAAGAGUCGAUAUCAAGAAUGCGCAAAGAGUACGAGCUGAAGCUGAGGAAGCAGGGGGAGGAGUUGGAGUGCAUGUGUGGGCUGAAAGAAGAAAACAAACAAUUAAUGGAAGACAAUGCUAGAUUAACUGCGGAGUUGUCUGAGCUGCAGGCGUCGAUGGUUGCCUGGGAGAAAGACCUCGCGGGCCGGGACCAGCGCGUGAAGCAGCAUGAAGACAGGAUUAAGGCUUUGGAGGAACAGCUUGGACAUGCUGAGCAUUUUUAUAGCUCUGGACGGCAACUUUAG
Messenger RNA from Plutella xylostella (diamondback moth), 2079 nucleotides. RefSeq lists its product as uncharacterized. Lineage: Eukaryota; Metazoa; Arthropoda; Insecta; Lepidoptera; Plutellidae. The record is from RefSeq and is a predicted model, not a curated record.